Messenger RNA from Girardinichthys multiradiatus, 4110 nucleotides. RefSeq names its product mastermind-like protein 2. The transcript has 5 exons. Gene Ontology annotation, biological process: Notch signaling pathway; positive regulation of transcription of Notch receptor target. Gene Ontology annotation, cellular component: nuclear speck; nucleoplasm. Gene Ontology annotation, molecular function: transcription coactivator activity. NCBI's taxonomy places the organism in Eukaryota, Metazoa, Chordata, Actinopteri, Cyprinodontiformes, Goodeidae. The coding region runs from base 837 to 3569 and encodes 910 amino acids. The record is from RefSeq and is a predicted model, not a curated record.
AUCAGUCAGAGGAGGAAUGUUCACACAAUGAGAGUCUGUAUAGUAGCUCUGCUAUUGCCUCGGUCUACCACACAGACAAAUGAUUGUCAAUGGACUAUUGAGACGGAUCUCAAUCGGAUACUAUAACGGCUCCACGCGUUUCGACCUUCUGUUUUUUCCCUUGCUUUGCGAUCAGAUUCUUCUCCGGAUGGAGAUGGACCAACAAAGAGAAAGGACUAAUUUCCAAACAACAAUGCCGUGAGUCUUGAAGUUUUGUGGAUUUGGUGUCUUUGUAUGCUCCAUUCUCUCGCUGUGGGGACGAAGCGCUCACUCCCAUUUCAUCGGCUGCUCUGAUGGUCGCACUCUUGUGGCUGUUUAACGACUGUAACGCACACGUUUGGGCCGAAAAUGUAGCAAGGAUUGUGAAAGAGAAGUUGUGCGUGCCAUGAUUUUGAAUCAUCUGAGGGCUUCAUAUUGAAUGCAGCCUGUUUGUCUCUGAGCAGAGGUCGCGUCGUUAAGGAAGAGAAGAUUCAUUCCAGUUGUGACCCCCACGACUUCUUUCAUGUUUGGAAAUCAUUUUGCUCUCAGAGAUACUGUAGGAUACUGUAACUUUGGGACUUUUUGAUGCACAUGAGGACAAUAGUUUGGAUAUCGUCUUACUUAAUGUUUAACAGUCUGUUAUCAUAUGGGAAUUUACCAGUUACUUUUAACAGAAUAACUGUUAAACUAAUAUCCAAAUAAAAAAGGCCAGUAAUUCAGUUUUUCACAUGGAAUUAUAGUUAAGUUCGCACAUACUGUUUUCUUGCUCUGGCUGAGAAGACACUCAGCUUCUCUGAAGUUGUGAGGGACCAACGGGCAUGGGAGAGGCAACUCCCGCUCAGUCUGCUGCUGCUGCAGGAACCUUCGUGCCCAUGCUGGGUGUCGGUUUAGGAGCCAUGCCCGGCGGGGUGGUCGGCAACGGGCCGAUGGUGGCCACCUCCCGAGGAGGCUCCGCAGUCCCUCAGCUGCACAACGCCAUCGUGGAGCGUCUGCGCGCCCGCAUCGAGCUGUGCAGGAGGCACCACUCUACCUGUGAGAACCGCUACCAGAGGGGUCAGGCCGAGAGCUCCGACCGGGAGCACGAAAACACGCUGCACCUGCUCAACAUCGUCCAACAGGGUCCAGGGAACCGAAAAACUAAAGGGAGCCGGGCAUCGAACCAACAACCUCCAGACUACAGCAGGGCCAAUGGGGAGCAGAAGGGCGCAGAGGGCGAGCAGAAAAUUUCCACCCGCAUAGCGCUUCAAGGAUCUCUACGAAGGAAAAUUGAAGGAAACGCACCAGGACAUUCAUCAAAGCAGAACGGCCUCUCUUGUGGAUUCUCUGGACCCGACUUUAAGCGUGUCCGUUUGGAUGCAGGUGGCCUAGCUCACAGUUCCUGCAAUCACAACUUAACCCACCCUCUGCAAGGGUCCUCAACCACUGGCACGCAAAGGAAGAACUACAUGAUGCCCCAUGGAAUAGGGUCAGAGAUAUUCAACAUUACUCUGAAAGAAAUGAAAAAAGAGCCCCAAGAGAUUCAGUCUUGUGGCCAUUCAAACUCUGAGAUGAUUUUUGACUUCAAAGAGGAAGGUGGUGGACAGAUUGACCCAGAACUCCAGGAUCUCUUUGAUGAACUGACAAAGUCAGUGCCUCCACUGAAUGAUCUUGAAUUUGAGAAGAUGCUAAAGCAGGACGAUACCUUUGGUUUGGAUCUAGGUCGGCCCAAUUCAGCAGGAGCAGCGGCCACUCUGUGUUGCUCAGUGGAGAAGAUGAUAAAGACGGAGCACUCGCAAGAUUUUGGACAGGGCCGCAAUGGUUCGCCACAGCUUCGACCGGCCUCAGCAGGUCCCUCAUUCACACUGAUCAGCACCUCUUCUACCAACACAUCGCAGAAAGCUAAUGCCCAGACAGGACACACAAGAACCUUGCCCUGCUGGCCUGAAAUCUCCCAUGCACAGCAGCUCAAGCAGAUGGCAGCAAACCAGCAACAGCCAGGUUCUCUUCUCCAUCACCAACACCAGACCCAGCAUGUAGGAAUGACCAGCUGGACUCCAACCAUGAGCGCUCAACCCACCACUACCAGCUUUUCCAAAACAAAGGUUUCUAACCCAGCCACACUCAGCCAGCAGAAGAUUGGGUCCAAUAAUAAAGGGAUCAGCAACUGCCUCUUUAAGUCAAAUGGCCACAAUGGUUCCCAUCAGUUAGACAUGAAGUGUCUCAGCUCUAAGCCAACAUUGCACUUCAGCCCCAAAGUGCCUCAUUCCUCCAGCCAGCCCAUGUCUAUCAUGACAAACUCAAUGAAUAAGAUGGAGCAGCAUCAACAGUCUCCGUCAUCAAGUCAGAAUCAGCCACAUUCAGCUCUUCAUUUUCAGAACCAACAGAACUCAACAUCGGGAGCCAUCUGUUUACAACCCAAGUCGGUUUCUGCAGGAUUACCAUUCAGAAUGACUCAACAGGCUGUGCCUGCUGCUCCGAGGCUGCCCACCACCGGAAGCUUAGGAGUUCUAUCAGCCCCAUCACAACCACAGCCGUCAGCUCCUAGCAUCCAGCAGAAAGGUCCAGCCAGAGGCCAGCCCAUGCAGAGACAGGUUAACCAGCAGCAGCAUCCAAUCAGCAACACAGACAAAGAUAAUACACAUGAUCAGUUCAGUCGACAUCUCACAAGGCCGCCUCCUGAUUACAAGCAGUCAAGAAGCUUGGUAGGGAUUCAGCAAGGACAUGUCUUUUCAGGUCAAAACCCUGUGCAGUCUCCCAGCGGUGGCCCUGACAAUAACUUGCAGUCAGUAUCUUGCCAACUCUCAAGUGGGCCCACUUCAAAGAUCAGCCCCUUACCGUCAGAUCGCAAAUUUGGUAUAAGGCCAGACUGCCUUCCAAGUUCUUGUAUUGGCCAGUUUCAGCAGCAAAAUAAUCGUAUGGGACUGAAUCAAAGUAAACCUAGGUUCCUGGGACCAAACGCACAGGGGAAAUCCUUUGGGAUAAACAGUGUAGCAGGUGUACAACACCAGAGGGCAACAGCUGACUUACAAUCUUCUGGGGUGCCAACUCAGAGUCUAGGAGGCUCAGUGACAAAUGUCAGCAUGGGCUGGGGGUCCGCCCACAAGCAAGUGACAACUGGACUCAGCGUUCGGCGUCUGCCCAACCCGCUACAGUUGCAAGGUGUGCAAGACCUGCCGAACCACCUGUACCAGCAGAGGCACGUCGGACCACCCAACCAGGUAGCACGAGAUGUCGGGAUGUUCCCUAUGAACCCAUUAUUAGGUGAUGCAGGCCAACCCAGACCGAGUCAGGCCAUGAUGGGCUGUCCUUCACCACUGGGAAACCUGAGCCAGGCUUCUCCGGAACAAAGGGUACCAGCAGCUAGUUUUCCAGAUGCCAGUCCCAGCUCAAGCAGCUACCAGAACAACAGAUCCAACCGUCUGACCUUUGAUUUCCUCCCCGAAGGGGAUAACACGGUCCCAGGAAUCAAUGCAGACUCAGACUUCAUUGACUCUUUGCUUAAGUCGGGCUCUGGGAAUGACGACUGGAUGAAAGAUAUAAACCUGGAUGAGAUUCUGGGAAGUCACUCAUAAAUUUAGAUUACUGGUUGCAGAAAAUGGACCUGCAGCUCAAAUUAUAGAGUUUAUAUCUGUAAUGUAGAAGGAAUACAAUUUGUAAGUAAUGUUAAAAAAAUUUAUAAAAUCCAAAUUAAAUGUUAUUCGUGUAUACAGAUUUUUUUUGUAUUUACUGUGAAAUAAAUGUAUGUUUGUGUUUUCAGUACAUAUUUGUCUCCGGUAUAUUCCCCAAGAAACUGCUUUCCUGUUUUUGUUUUUGUGGACUGUAUUUCACGCAUUAGUGCAGUUGUUAUAAAGUAAAAAUACACACUGUGAAAAGAAAACCUUGCUGUGUUACUUUUAAAGUCAUGUUUUAGUAUUUACCCUCGGAUAAUUUGCCAUACACCAAAUUUUCCAAAACAAAAGUUUCUUCUUACAGUGAUGGUCAUCAUUUUCAUCUGUGGUAGUUUUAAAUGCUGUUUAAAUAAUGUAACCCUUAUUUUUCUCAUGUGAUAUUUAAUACUCGGAAUAGUAAUUAGGCAAUAUAAUACGUGUAAUUAAUAAAAUUUAUUUGAAUAAA